CUUCCCAGGACUUCCAUCUUCUCAAGUUUAUACCUGUAAUAUAUACGACAAGUGAAAAUGGCCCAGAAGGAAAGUGACCCGCUUUUGGGCGGCGAAAUCGUCGAGAACAUGUCUGUCUACAACAGUAAGAAUGUCAAAGGGAGUGAUAAGAACAAGAAGAGAUUAUCGCUUUUGAUCCAUUUCGUGACCAUCUCUCUCUUGGGCUACUUAUUCUUCUUCGGUAGCUCCAGAUCUAGCGAAACUGCCAAAGUCGAUCCCUUCAAGAAGAAGAACGUCAUUUUCAUGGUCACGGACGGAAUGGGACCUGCCUCGUUAUCGUUGGCCAGAUCCUUCAGACAGCACAGAGACCAGUUGUCUAUCAACGACAUCUUGACCAUAGACAAGUACUUGAUCGGCUCGUCCAGAACGAGAUCCAGCAACUCGUUGGUCACUGACUCUGCUGCUGGCGCCACAGCCUUUUCUUGCGCCUUGAAGUCGUAUAAUGGAGCCAUUGGUGUCACUCCUAACAAGCAACCAUGUGGUACUAUUCUUGAAGCCUUGAAGUUGCAGGGUUACAUGACUGGUUUGGUAGUGACUACCAGAAUCACCGAUGCCACUCCUGCUGCCUUCAGUGCCCAUGCUGACUACAGAUUUCAAGAGGACUUGAUUGCCCAGCACCAAAUUGGCGAGUAUCCCUUAGGAAGAUCUGUAGACUUGAUCUUGGGAGGAGGCAGAUGCCACUUCUAUCCAUCUUCAGUUCCUGGUGGAUGUCGCUCUGACGCCAGAAACUUGAUUGAAGAAGUUCAGGACGCUGCAACAUGGAACUACGUUGGCAAUAGACAAGAGUUUGACCUUUUGCAACAGGGCCACAACGUUUCUUUGCCAUUAUUGGGCUUGUUGGCCGACACAGACAUUCCGUACGACAUCGAUCGCGACUCUAAAGUGUACCCUUCUUUGGCUGAGCAGGUCCAGGUCGCUUUGACUGCUUUGACUAAAGCUACUGAAAACUCCGAUAAGGGUUUCUUCUUGUUGAUUGAAGGUUCUAGAAUCGACCAUGCCGGUCACCACAACGAUCCUGCUGCCCAGGUAAGAGAAGUUUUGGCUUACGAUGCUGCUUUCCAGGAAGUUAUUAGAUAUAUUGAUGAGUCAGAAACAGAAACUGUAGUUAUUUCUACUUCUGACCACGAAACAGGUGGUUUAGUCACUGCUAGACAAGUCACCGAGAACUACCCAGACUACCUCUGGUACCCAGAAGUUUUGUUAAAGAGCUCCCAUUCUGGUGACUUCUUGGCACACAAGAUCGUUUCUUUCAAGGACAAGAACGAUCUCAAGGCUUUGGAGAAGUUUGUCACCAAGGAAGUCUUGGAAAAGGAUAUGGGCAUAACUUCAUACACUAAAGAGGAAGUGAAGCAGAUUAUUGACAAGCGUAACGACCAAGGAAGAUUAUUGUAUGUUUUGAACAACAUCCUUUCGUUGAGAUCCCAAACUGGCUGGACCACACAUGGCCACUCUGCUGUUGAUGUCAAUAUCUACGCCUACACCAACUCCCCAGCCAUCAAAAAGAAGCUUUAUUCCCAUAGAGAAUACGAGGGCUUGUUAGGUAACCACGAGAACAUUGAAAUUGGUGCAUUCUUGGAAGCUAUCACUGGCGUCGACUUACAGAAGGUCACCAAGUUGGUGCAGAACACCGAACAUUCUCCAAAGAAAGCCGGCGCAGAUCAGUAUUCGGCAGACGAAUUUCACCACAAUCUCUACCAAUAAGUUCAUUUCCCCUCAGUGAUUCAUUCGUUCGCUCAUAUCCAUUACUAUUCUACAAUAUAAACUGUCAUGAUGUAUAAACUAUCAUAAAAUUUAGAAACCGCCAUUAUACUAUUACUACUAUAAAGUUACCUUAAUACAGUUAAAUCUAUUCUUCAUUCCACUGCAUAGCCACAUUCCAAUGGCAUGCUAUUCUAAUAGAAUUGUUGUAUGUAUUCUUCUGUUAAUGCUAGCUUUUAAAUUCGUACUCCAUUGGAGCCGCACCGUCGCAGAGUUUCAAUUCUAACUUUGCCAAGAGUGUUCCAUGCUAAGAAAUUUAUCUCUUUAUUGGUAUUCCUCUAGGAUCAGUUGACCAAUUGAAUUCACCACUGGCCCCCAUGUGCCCUCUUAUAAAUCCGUAUUUACGAACUGAUGGCGUAGUCGACGAAUAUAGAGUUGAACAAUUAGAACAAACAAUCAGAACAUCGACUUCCGGUCAAUGCUAAGAAAAAAUUGCAGUGGCUCCAGUGUCUGGUAUGGAUGCCCCUAAUAUCCAUACCUCCUUGCCAAAAUGUCUUGGUAGAAACGUUUCUCUCCCAAUUCUCUUGACCAAGAAUGAAGUAUUAUUUGUAAG
Scheffersomyces stipitis CBS 6054 is the source of this 2350-nucleotide messenger RNA. Its product is annotated as alkaline phosphatase. Bases 58 to 1740 code for a protein of 560 amino acids. Gene Ontology annotation, molecular function: alkaline phosphatase activity. The record is from RefSeq and is a predicted model, not a curated record. Gene Ontology annotation, cellular component: fungal-type vacuole membrane. Lineage: Eukaryota; Fungi; Ascomycota; Pichiomycetes; Serinales; Debaryomycetaceae. The transcript has a single exon. Gene Ontology annotation, biological process: dephosphorylation.